Molecule: messenger RNA, 1851 nt
Organism: Argiope bruennichi
Lineage: Eukaryota; Metazoa; Arthropoda; Arachnida; Araneae; Araneidae
Exons: 5
Coding region: 166-1017 (283 amino acids)
Source: RefSeq, a predicted model, not a curated record
GUUUGAAAAUCCUAAUGGAAAAAUUUGUGACUGACGACAAGAUAAGCACAGCAGUGUCAGAUAAAAAGGAUCGACUAUGAUAAACAAUCGAAAUACUGACAGAUGUUUCUCGAGUGCUUCUGCUAACAUCGUCACAUUAAUCUUGAAUUCGAUUCAGUGAUAAAAAUGAGGGCAUUACUUGCUGUCAGCUUCAUAAUACUUGUUCUGAAAACAAGUGCAAGAGAUAUCUCUAGUGGCUGGGUUUCUGUAUUAAGCGUAUCUUCAACGCCUGGAAUAAAAAUGCUCUUAAUGUAUUCAAACGGAAAAGCAAAAAUAUCUUCAAUUGAAAGAAAUACUAAAAAAUCAGUUCAUCAGCGUGUCGAGCCUGAUCCGGACUUAGAGAAUUACCUACGGGAAGCCAUUGAAAAUUUUCGAGAGCAGAUGAAAGAAGGUAUCCCAGCUAUAAAUAUGCCUGUGUUGGAUCCCCUGGAGUUAAAAAACUUAGAUAUUAAUGUUGCUGAAAAUCUUGCAACUAUGGAUCUUAGCAUAAAAACGAUCACUGUAGCAGGUUUAUCGUCAUUUGAAUUCCAUCAUAUUUAUCCAGAUUUGGAAAGCUUCUUUUUGCAAGUGAACUUAACUCUACCAAAUGUAACUUCAUGGGGAUUGUAUUCUCUGACAGGAAAGCUCUUGAAAAUAUUUCCUCUAAAAGGCAACGGGAAUUUUCAAAUCAAUGUCACCGAAGGGGAAAUAGGAGGAACUGGACAGUUAGAAUUUAUUGAUAACACAUUACAAAUGACAAAAUUGGAAUUAGAAUUCACAUGGAAAAAACUGGAAGUUUUCUUAGAAAAUUUCCUUGGAGGAGGGAAAUUUUCUGAAGUUUUGCAAAAGAUUAUUCCAUCUGCCGGAAAGAGUGUUUUCGAUAAUUUUAAGCCCAAAAUUCUUAAAUUGAUGAAUGAGGCUUUAAUCAAUGCGGUAAACAAGGAGUUAAGAAAGCCGGAAGUUAAAAAAAUUAUUGAAGGCAUUCUUCCCCCAGCAUAAGUCUAAAAAGGCAAGAAAAUGGAUAAUGUUUAUAUUUUUAACAUUUCAGCCUUAUGUUAUUCAUGUUUUAUUUUAUGAAUACAGAGUUGUGAACCAUUUUUUCAUUGAAAUAUCUUAUCAUUUGAACUAAAUCGUCAUAAAAUUGCAAAUAGAUUCCUCAAUUUCAUUUUUUGUUCAAAAAAGUCGCAUCUACAAUAAAAAAAAUUAUAACUUUUAUUAGCGAAUUGCAUGCAUUUUAUUAACAUCUGCGCAACAAUGAUUUUUUUAUAAAAAUUCAAUAAUCACAUUUCAAAGUCACGCGUAUUAAAUAUUAAACUAUGUUAAAGAAAAUACAAGUAAAUCAAAUUUUCUAAACGAUAACCAAAUUUUCUACCCAAAUGGCUAUUUUCAUUAAAUGGCUCUUCUUCAUUAAAAUAUCUAAAAUAAAUAAAAUUUUCACUACAAAUAGCUAUUGAAUUCUAAAUUCAUUUUAAUGACCGCCGAUUACUAAUUGAUUUAUGUUUUUGUCCAGUAAAAUUAAAUGAUUUUUUUUUAAUUUUUACAUUUUUUUUUCUUUGUCAUUUUUUUAAAUUUUAAAUAUGUCUUUGUGAUGAGAUUUUUCUUACUAAUUAUAAAUAUUAAUCCCAGUCUUCACCUUACUCAAAAUUUACUUCUAUUGUUCAUUAGUUGUAUCUUGUGAAUGCAUUAUAAUUGUAUAUAUUAAUAAUUUCUAAUUGACUGAUAUUCAUAUUAAAUCAACAUGAUUAUGUAUUCAUUGUAAUGUAAAAUUGUUUUCUUUCUUCUGUCAAAUAUCUAUGUACAAUAUAUUAAAAAUGUAAUUUGCUUUGUUUCAAA